AGUUCCUCUGCAAAACCAUCGUAAUAAUCAUGCCAAACUGUCCAAAUUGCCAAAAACCUGUAUACUUCGCUGAACGAGUUUCCUCUCUAGGAAAAGAUUGGCACAGACCAUGCUUGAAAUGUGCAAAUAAAGCAUGCGGGAAAACAUUAAGUGCUGGAAGUCAUUCAGAGCACGAGGGUAAACCUUAUUGCAAUCGUUGUUAUGGCGCUCUUUUCGGACCAAAAGGAUACGGUCACGGAGGAACUGAAUCACACACUUUCCUUCAAGGAACUACUGGAAAUUAAAAUUCAUAAUUUCGUUUGCCUGUUUUCCAAAGAUGCUUCAAGCUCACAUUCAUCGCCUACUACGACUUCAUAAUGUCAAUUAUCUGGCCUAGCAAACUUUUCAAAAUAAAAUAUUUUUACUGC
Molecule: messenger RNA, 407 nt
Organism: Caenorhabditis elegans
Lineage: Eukaryota; Metazoa; Nematoda; Chromadorea; Rhabditida; Rhabditidae
Gene: valv-1
Product: Cysteine-rich protein 1
Exons: 3
Coding region: 30-284 (84 amino acids)
Source: RefSeq, marked reviewed